CCUCACUCUUUAUUCCCCGGAGCAAAUGUUCCGAUCAAGCCAAGCAACCUGGUAAUCCUCCACCGGGCAUAUAAUAUAUCUUACUACCGCGCCGAAACUGCCACUCCGCACAUAACAACCACCCUCUCUCUACUCUCCACGUAGAGCCAACAGAAAAACAGCUCACGGAAUUCACGUAUUCUGACAGAGUGCGUACGAUAUCUUCAUUUACGACCGUCAACAUCUUUGCUUGCCCCUGUCUUGGCACGGUCAACCUUUUGGCAUGGCGAGCUCGGUAGAUGACCGGGGCCCGGAGGCGCCGAAGAAGAAGAAGGAGAAGAAUAGAAGACCUGCGGACACUCCCUUUAGACAGCAGCGAUUAAAAGCCUGGCACCCCAUCCUAACGCCCCGGACCGCUCUCCCCCUCUUCUUUGCUGUAGGCAUCGUCUUCGGCCCGAUUGGCGGACUCCUCCUCUGGGCAAGCACCCAAGUCCAAGAAAUCGUGAUCGACUACACAAGAUGCAUAGAAUCUACUAGCGGGGAGCUAACUACUAUCCCCUCCUCGGCCGUGAGAUCCUCCUUCACCACACCGCUCGACCCCAAAGACCUGCCAAGAUGGUCCAUGCACACUCGCCCAGCGCCCUACGACCCGGACGAGGAGGAAAGAGUCUGCACUAUCGAAUUCACCAUACCAAACGAGAUGAAGGCCCCGGUGUUAAUGUACUACCGCCUCACAAACUUCUACCAGAAUCACCGUCGUUACGUGAUUUCGCUCGACGAGCAGCAGUUGAAAGGCGAGGUGAGGAGCUACGAAGACCUGGACGGAUCGGAAGCUUGCGCGCCGUUGGCAGGGGCGGAUAAAGUCCCGUAUUACCCUUGCGGGCUCAUCGCCAAUUCCAUGUUCAACGACUCCUUCACCUCCCCUGUUCGCGUGCAGGCUGAGGGAAAUUCCCAGGGGGAGGAGUACGUCAUGACGAAUAAAGGCAUCGCUUGGGGCGCUGAUAGGGAGCGGUACAAAAAGACCCACUACCGCCCUGACCAGGUUAUCCCUCCGAGGAACUGGGUCAAACGAUUCCCGGAGGGCUAUACGGAGAAGAAUAUGCCCGACAUCCAUGAAUGGGAGGAAUUCCAAGUCUGGAUGCGCACCGCUGGCCUCCCCACGUUCUCAAAGCUCGCCCUGCGAAAUGAUACACUGGCGAUGCCGGCAGGCAAGUACAGAGUUAACGUCACGUACAACUUCGAGGUCAUGAACUUCACUGGCACCAAAUCCAUCAUGCUGUCCACUAGGACCGUCAUGGGCGGUAGAAAUCCCUUCCUGGGAAUCGCGUAUGUCGUUGUCGCGGGAUUGUGCGUGGUGCUUGGAACGUUGUUCACCGCGAGGCAUUAUUGGAAACCUAGGAAACUCGGAGACCGAAAGUACUUGACAUGGAAUAACGAACCGACCGGUGGGUCGCAUGUUCCCACGCCCGUUGGACAGGAGACCCAGUAGUUUUUCCUGUCUGGUUUUUUUCUUUUUCCCUGGGUAUUUCUUACCGUCUCUCGGGCCCCAAUUUCAGUUCCAUUACUUUUUUCCCAUCUUUUUCAGUCUUCUAGGGAAAUUAUCCACCUGUUAGUUUACUCCCUAUGUUUCCCUGUAUCUUUGAAGAAUUUGAUUUGGUUUCUUUUCUUUUGUUGCGAAAGGGUUUUUUUUUGGUAUUUUCGUCUUUGGCUCCUGUUCUUAAUGCACAUAUUUUUUUUAUCCUG
This is a messenger RNA of Tuber melanosporum (Perigord truffle), 1722 nucleotides long. RefSeq lists its product as uncharacterized. Gene Ontology annotation, cellular component: plasma membrane; Golgi apparatus; endoplasmic reticulum. The transcript is spliced from 4 exons. The record is from RefSeq and is a predicted model, not a curated record. NCBI's taxonomy places the organism in Eukaryota, Fungi, Ascomycota, Pezizomycetes, Pezizales, Tuberaceae. The coding region runs from base 263 to 1468 and encodes 401 amino acids.